AUGUCGGAACUGCAGGUGGUGGCGGCCCUGCCUGUGCUACUGCUGUUGAUUCGAUCUGGUGAGACCUAUUCGGUUCGGCUUUCUGGCCAUUGGAGUCUCAGUGAUGGAGAUACUGUCGUUCACUUCAGCGUCACCUCAACCGGCGCGGAUGUCCACUCAGUUCUUCAUGAGGUUGGAAUUAUUGGCAAUCCCCUUAGGGGCUACGGCGAUGUAGAACUGCGCUACAUUAGUUACAAGAACUGGACCUUCUCGCACUACUUCCGAGUCGAUUAUCCCGAGGCUUUUGAAACCACUUCCCUCGAAAUUGAUGAGAUGGAUACAUUUUGUUGCGUCUACCUUAAUAAUAAUCCUCUGGCAUGCAUUGAAAAUAGUUUUAUCCGCUCAAUCCUCCCUGUUCACGCUGUUCUUCGCUAUGGCUGGAAUCUUCUCCAAUUCGUAUUCAAGUCGACACCCUUGAUGGCCAAAGAAAGUUAUCAGAAGCUCUCUCCAAACCCACCACUUCCCGCCUGUUGGCCUAACAUUUUUAGAGGUGAAUGCUAUGUCAACGCGGUUAGAACAACACAAUCUGCUUUUGGGUGGGAUUGGGGUCCUGCUUUUCCGAUUCAGGGAUUUUGGAAACUACCCUCUCUUAGAUUUGGUAAGGUUUGGUUGGGUGAUGGACUACACUUUUUCCCAGUAAUGCUAGAACGCAGUUGGAAGGCUUCCGUCUCUGUCGAGGUUCUUCGUAGUUCUAGCAUUGUUAAGCCAGAUCACAGUGUCUGCGUUUAUGCAAAACUGCAAGGUGGAUUAAUGCAAGGGUGGACAGGGCGUUGUAUUUCGCUGCGGGACCGAGAAACGGAUGUGUGGAUGGAAUUGCCGUUGGCCUCAAACGCCACGGUGAGACCCUGGUGGCCGCUCGGAGUGGGCUCGGGACCAUACUUGUACGUUCUGAGUGUGCAGCUCCGAAAUCCACUUGGUGAUCUUCUGGUCGACAGAAAAUCCUUCUGGGUCGGUUUUCGGAAAGUUGAACUCGUCCAGGAGGAUGUGAAAGUGCAAGAGCGUGCCUACGGGAAGACGUUCUUCUUUCGCAUCAACGGUGAAGCGCUAUUUGUGAGAGGCAGCAACUGGGUCCCCGCUAAACUCUUUGUGGGAGGUGAAAGGGAGCUAGCAGCGUCGAAAUCGUAUCUACUGCAAUCGGCGGCCCGGGCGGGUAUUCAGAUGCUGCGUGUGUGGGGCGGAGGGCGCUACGAGGACCGCCGGUUCUACGAUCUCGCCAGUCGCCUCGGCAUCAUGCUCUGGCACGAUAUGAUGUUCGCAUGCGCAAUGUAUAAAAAACCAUCCAGUGGAGAAGUUUAUUGCUUUCGAUUUGACUCUGUUGAGUCCUGUGUCUGCGAAGGUAAGAAUCGUGCAUGUGUCUGCAGAACAGAUACUGUGGAGACAGAAGUACGACAACAGGUGAGGCGACUUCACCAUCAUCCCGCUAUCGUGGUGUGGGCUACAAAUAACGAGGUGGAGGUGGCCGCCGCUCAGCAUUGGUACGGACCUAAAAUUGACAAGCAGGAGUAUCGUCGACGAUUUCUAGACUCAAUUGCCGUCAUCACGAUGAGAAAUGAGGCAUCACCUGUUGGAAGCACCGGCUAUGUUCCUCGUCGCGUACUCCUCUCAUCUCCCAGCAACGCGGACUCCUCCACCGAUCCCUACGGCAUCGACUCUAAUCCGCAGGAUCCACUGGCAGGCGAUGUUCACUUUUACUCCUACCACGACGAUCUGUGGAAUGAGUGCACGUAUCCAGUCACCCGUUUCACAUCAGAGUACGGUAUCAUGUCUUUGCCUGGCCCGUUGGCUUGGUUCCGAUCUCUCGACAACAGAAGCAGUCGAUUGGAUGAUUGGAGCAUUCACGGACAUCUAAUGAUGCACAGACUGCACAAAACUGAUGGCAUUGGCAUCCUUGAGAGAUUAGUUAGGGAGAAAUUUGGAGAGCCGAAAUUGGGUCGAACAAAAGAAGAGACGUAUACCACGUAA
Messenger RNA from Hydatigera taeniaeformis, 2001 nucleotides. NCBI's taxonomy places the organism in Eukaryota, Metazoa, Platyhelminthes, Cestoda, Cyclophyllidea, Taeniidae. The record is from the annotation of a GenBank genome assembly.